Messenger RNA from Perkinsus marinus ATCC 50983, 1141 nucleotides. Its product is annotated as UbiA prenyltransferase domain-containing protein, putative. Gene Ontology annotation, biological process: vitamin K biosynthetic process; menaquinone biosynthetic process. The transcript is spliced from 8 exons. The record is from RefSeq and is a predicted model, not a curated record. Lineage: Eukaryota; Perkinsozoa; Perkinsida; Perkinsidae. Gene Ontology annotation, molecular function: prenyltransferase activity. Bases 1 to 819 code for a protein of 272 amino acids. Gene Ontology annotation, cellular component: Golgi membrane; endoplasmic reticulum.
AUGCUUCCCAUUCAGGUUGUUUCCCUUCGUGUUCCGCCUUUUGCCGCCCUUAUCGCUCCCGUUACGAUCAGCAUCAUCACCAUGGAGCUCUUCGGAGCCCCGGUCAUCAGCGCUGAGAGGGCGACCACGGCAGUUUUGGCCCUCCUGUUACUACAGGCAGCAGCCAAUCAGAUUAAUUCUGUUGCUGAUUUCUUCAACGGUGUAGAUGAUAUUCACACUGCUUCUGAUCGAAGCUUAGUAGACGGCAUACUAACUCCUAAGGCCAUGGUAUGGUCCGCUGUCGCCCUCACUGGCCUCUCCGGAGCCUUGCUCCUUGUGAACAUCCCUGAGAUCGAAAGCUCCUAUCGGGGAUACGUCACUCUUUCGUGGAUAGCUCAAGCAUCGUUUGCAAUUCUGUAUACCUCCGGUCCGUUUCCUCUCAAGUACUAUGCUAUGGGAGAUUUGGUCAUUCUCUUAGCAUUCGGUCCUUCCGUGAGUGCUUUGAUGGCUCUGUGGGCAAGCGACCCCACCAGAUCGCUUCCGGUCCUCCCCGGUGUAUUCGCCUUCACGCUGCCCAGCAUCCUUGUCACUAUUGGUGUUCUCAAUGCGAACAACAUUCGAGAUUUGGAUUCUGACGCCGCUGUGGGCAUCUAUACUGUCGCCAACAUCCUCGGUCAUAGAUGGUGUCGCAUUUACUUCGGAGUCCUACAGUUGCUGCCACAUAUUAUAUCUCUCUGGCUGGCCGUAUGCUUACCAUUGUUACGGUAUCCUAUUUUCUCUCGCUGUUAUUCCGAGAUCCCUAUCUACUAUAUCACGUAUUUGCCUGAGCCCUCAGAGUGAUCCUGAAUACAAAAGGGUGGUGAAAUAUGCAUCUCAUACAACUCUUAUGUAUGGCCUGGCCUCAGCUAUGGGCAUAUCAACAGCCCCCAUCGGAGUCGGCUUGGACCAGGUCAGCUCGGGCGGGGUCCUCGCUACCUCAGCUGUGAUCGGCUUCCUGUAUUGUGUCGGUUAGGAACUUAACUGUGUGGAGUUGCUCCUAUGUCUGAAUUCCGGUUUUUCUCACUGAUGAGGUUGAUGGUAGUUUGCCUGGUCUUCGCAAUAGAUAUUUUUUUCAUGCUAGCGGCAGUCCUCUAGUAGGCAUUUACUCGCUACUGUAGUGCUA